UUUUUCUCUUCCAAAAUUAGAAAAAGAGAAAAAAUACAAGGAAAUGAAUCCGUGAAAUUCCGUCGGAAAAACAAUCACAAAAACAGUAGCAGCAGCUUUAAGAAGAAACAGAGGAGAAAACAAACGAGAUUUCUCUUUUUUCUCUAUAAAUUUCUAGUUUAUUAUUGUUAUUAUUAUUAUUAUUAUUUUCCUCUGUUUCUCUGUUAAUAGACAAUGAGCGAUCAAUCGGAGGAAUCGCCUCUCAUGGCUCCCCCACUGAUCACCGAGCCCGGCGAGAUCGACCUUGAGACCGGUCCUGCCGAUCAAAUUCAGUGUCGAAUUUGCCUUGAAACUGACGGUAGAGAUUUUAUUGCUCCUUGCAAGUGCAAAGGGACUUCAAAAUAUGUACACCGCGAAUGUUUAGAUCAUUGGCGAGCUGUAAAGGAAGGGUUUGCAUUUGCUCAUUGCACAACCUGUAAAGCUCCUUACCAUUUGAGAGUUCAUGUUGCAGCUGAUAGGAAAUGGCGAACCUUGAAAUUCCGAUUUUUUGUGACCAGAGACAUUUUAUCCAUAUUUCUGGCUGUUCAACUAGUUAUUGCUUCACUGGCAUAUUUGGUCUAUUUAAUUGACAGUUACCAGCAUUCAUGGCUCCGUCUUGCAUGGGGUUUUGAGAGUGAGCUUAGUUUCUAUUACAUAUGUGGAGCAUUACUAUUUUUUGCUUUGCUGGGGCUAUCAGGGUGCUUUAUUACUUGCUAUGAUCGAAGAGUGCGUAAUGAUUUGGCUCAGCCUUGUAGAGAAUUAUGUCUUUGUUGCUGUCAGCCUGGAAUGUGUGCGGACUGCCAUCUACCUGGCACUCUUUGUAUGUGGACUGACUGUACUACAUGUUUUGAAAGCUGUGCUAGUGCUGCUACUGAAUGUGGUUGCCUAGGUGGUGCUGGUGAAGCAGGGCUCCCAUUAUUGUUCAUAAUGGCAUUGAUUGUGCUGGGACUAUUUACUGUGAUUGGUAUAUUUUACAGUGUUUUGGUUGCUACAAUGGUUGGACAAAGGAUUUGGCAGCGGCACUAUCACAUACUCGCAAAAAGAAUGCUGACAAAAGAAUACGUUGUUGAGGAUGUUGAUGGUGAAAUGACUGGGUCUGACUGGUCUCCUCCCCCUCUCCCACCUGAGCAUGUCCAGCAGCUGAAAACACUUGGCCUUCUGUGAGUUCGGAAUUAUAUUUUAUCGUUGACAAAAACAACAUAAUGUAAAGAUGGACUGGCUCCCUAUUUUGGUAGGUCAGUCUUCACUCCGGGCUUAUGAAUCCACUUACUCCAACAAAAGAGUUUUAUGCAUUUAUCUAGGAAGAAAAUUUACAGAGGUUGUUAAUAUCAUUCAGUUAGAAGUCUGUGAAUGAUAAUAUGUGAAAUUCUUAACACUUUUUUUUUUUUGUUUUCUAUAUCCUGUAAUGUUUACCAUUAGUUUCACUUCCAUGAGGAAACUGGAACAUGGUAUAUAUAACUGACAACAUGCAUUUGAAAUCCUGCCAAAUAUUAAUAACCUUGUAGAGAUCCGUUUUCUUUU
Durio zibethinus is the source of this 1539-nucleotide messenger RNA. RefSeq lists its product as uncharacterized. Gene Ontology annotation, molecular function: zinc ion binding. Lineage: Eukaryota; Viridiplantae; Streptophyta; Magnoliopsida; Malvales; Malvaceae. The record is from RefSeq and is a predicted model, not a curated record.